AUGACACUCAGGCAUAUCAAUAUUCGUUGUUCAACGUGUGUCGUGAGACUGAGUCGCACUGCCAAACCGAUAGUAGAUAACUCUCCUUAUCUACUACUACUGUGGUACAAGCAGCCAAAGGGAGAGAAAAAAAGGGCGCGAUGUAACAUUAUUUAUAAGGAUUCAGUGAUGAUAUUUUCCGGUAGCGACGGUGCCAAAAGCACAUUUAAAGAUGGAAGCAUUGGCCUAACUACCCGUCAACCAUGGCCAAUGCCUUUUAAAAAGCGAUUGAUCUCUUUUCUUGUAACGAUAGGCUUGGAAAAGAUGCAGUUUUUCCCUGCGUUAAAUUUUCUUUGUGUUGGUGAUAUAGCGCUACUUAAAUUGUGUAAUUAUCAGCAGGCUCCAGAUAAUAUAUGGUGUCAAUAUUGGUUUAUGGGCAGUUUCUUGGUAUUCUUUUCCAAUCUUGACGCUGUCAUUGAUUUACCUGUCAUGAUCCUGUUAGAUCUUAUGCCACAAAUAUGCUUUAUGAGUAACCAGCUUUCAGACUCAAUAUUUAUCAUUGAUCUAUCAGCUCUUUAA
Mucor mucedo is the source of this 558-nucleotide messenger RNA. RefSeq lists its product as uncharacterized. The transcript is spliced from 6 exons. NCBI's taxonomy places the organism in Eukaryota, Fungi, Mucoromycota, Mucoromycetes, Mucorales, Mucoraceae. Bases 1 to 558 code for a protein of 185 amino acids. The record is from RefSeq and is a predicted model, not a curated record.